AUGUCUCUGUAUACUCAAAAAUCCAAUGAUAAGCGUUUAGAGACUAGUGAUACGUUCCUUCUGCGUGUUUUUGGCCUCCAUUCAAUCUAUAAUCAAACCCAACAGAAUUAUCAGUUUUACGACCCUGCAAAUGAUGUUGAAGAUACAAAUGGGGACCUGCCACUGCUAGAGCUGCUUCAGCGGAAUUUACAGUUUCGGCGGGACCUGGGUGACGUAGAAUUGGGGAUGUUGGCUUCUGACAGAAACUUACUAAAUCUGGACUCAGAACUGGGCCUCCUGUCUGCACUGGAGCCUCUGCUGCCACUUCUAGCACCUUAUAAACCUUCCAAGUUGGUACUGUCUGACUAUUCUGUCGUUCCAGGCGCUGGUGCUGGCACCAGAGGAGAUGGUAGGAUAGUUGGCGAUGAGAGUGAACUUGACCCAAUUUCCAUCAACGAGAACUAUACAAGUGGGAACAAGACCAAUAAAGCGUCUGUAGGUACGUCUUUGCGGUUCAAUUUACCUCAAAAAACAUCACAGCAGCCUGACAUUCAAACUGAGCAUAGGAAAAGCAGCCACGCCACAAUUCCACAACAUAGACUGCUGGUUGCUCGGAAUAGACGCCUUAUACCUCCGAAGGAAAAGGCACUAUACCUCUGGGCUAAUAUUGUCAAUAUGGACGAUUUCUUAGCCGACCUAUACUACUACUAUCGUGGAAAGGGCCUUGUAAGCAUUGUCAUGGGCCGAGCGGUCGAUAUUUUUAUUCUUGUAUUUAUUCUUGGCUUCACUUCUUUCCUCAAAUGGGGAAUAGACUACGAAAAAUACUUCAACCACUGGAAAUCGAAAUCCAUCGAGACAUUGACUCUCAGCGACCUAAUAAUACCUGGAUUUGUCAUUCACAAUAUUCCAUUUUCUUUCAAGAUCUUGUUGUUGGGAUUCAGUGCUUAUAUAGGGCUCCGCUUGCUCCAAUUGUACUUUGACUACAGAUACAAACUAGCAGAGCUCCAAAACUUCUACAGAAACCUUUUAGGAAUCCCCAAUGACCUCGAACUAAUGACUAUCCCUUGGUCAAUCAUCGUGGAGCGUCUUAUGUUGCUCAAGGACUACAAUUCACUCACUUCCACCAGCCCCAACGUCCCACCCCAUUAUGUCAAUGACUUGAACUCUAAAGUCAGAUUGAAUGCCCACGAUAUUGCCAACAGAAUCAUGCGAAAAGAGAAUUAUCUCAUUGCAUUGGUAAAUAAGGAUGUUUUGGAUCUUUCCAUUCCUGUCCCUUCUUUUCUUCUGUCAUUCUUCAACAAUAAGUCUGUUCUCACUCGCACCUUGGAAUGGAACAUCAAGUUGUGCAUCAACAACUUUAUAUUCAAUGAAAAUGGCCAAGUCAACGCAAAAAUUUUGAAAGAAGCCUCCCGCAAUCAAUUAUCUAAAGAAUUGAGCUCCAGAUUCAAGAAGGCUGCUAUCAUUAACCUUCUUCUUUGCCCUUUCAUUGUGAUUUAUUUUGUGUUAUUGUACUUCUUCCGCUACUUCAAUGAGUACAAAUCAAAUCCGUCAUCUAUUCUUGCUCUCAGACAAUACACUCCCUGGGCCGAGUGGAAACUUAGGGAGUUCAACGAGUUAUCACAUUUUUUCAUCAAGCGCUUGCACUUGUCUGUAGGCCCGGCAAACACAUACAUCAAUCAAUUUCCCGGAAGUGUGUUUGCAAUUAACAUUAUGGCCUUGUUGAACUUUGUGUCGGGUGCCGUAAUGGCAGUACUUGUUAUCAUGGGUUUAUUAUUCGAAGAUGAGGAACACAGUUUCUGGUCUUUCGAACUUAUUGAUGGCCGAAGCACUCUUUUCUUUAUUAGUUUAUUCGGUACGGUAUGGGCAGUGACGUCGAACUCCAAUACUUCCACUGUUACCAAAACCGCAGAAAAUUCCAAUACUCAGGGCAUUUCGUUCUUUUAUGACCCAGAGGCCAGUUUGAGAUAUGUGUCUCAAUUCACCCAUUACUUACCGAGCUCAUGGAAUGGUAGAUUGCAUACUGUGGGAGUGAAGAAUGAGUUUUGUGAGUUAUACAGCUUGAAAAUUGUGAUAAUCAUGAACGAAAUUUUGUCCUUAGUUCUCACGCCGUUUAUUCUAUGGUUCAAAAUUUCGAGCAGCUCAAGCAGAAUUAUUGACUUUUUCAGGGAGUACACCAUUCAUGUUGACGGACUUGGUCAUGUAUGCUACUUUGCGAUGUUCAAUUUCGAGCAAAAAGACAAGAAUAUGAUGUACAAGCUCAAUACAAAAAGCAAGGCAAAUCAGAAGACAGACAAACCGAAAGCGGCCAAAGCCAAACAAUCGGAUCUGGAAGAAUCCAGUGAAGAAGAAGAUCCGGAUUUGAACGACUACUAUCAGGAUGAUAAAAUGAUUAAAUCAUACAUGUACUUUUUGCAGAGUUAUGGAAAUGAGGACCAAAGGAAAGCUGACGGAAAGGCUUUGCCCAAAGCUCCAAUUGGGGUAGCACCUCCAAUUCAACCUACAGAAUCAAUGGUGAUAUCCCGUAGACCGGGAACAAACUCAAAAGAAAGAGGGACGCCCUAUGGCUAUGGUAGUGAGUUUCACGAACUGUCGUACAACUUUGCAGAGCGAUUGGAUGCAAGCGGUGAAACAGUAGAUAAGCGAAGAAAAGGCGUUUUGGGAAUGCUCAAUCAAUUCUCUCGCCCAGCAGAGAGACCUUAG
Molecule: messenger RNA, 2679 nt
Organism: Australozyma saopauloensis
Lineage: Eukaryota; Fungi; Ascomycota; Pichiomycetes; Serinales; Metschnikowiaceae
Gene: ATG9
Product: autophagy protein
Exons: 1
Coding region: 1-2679 (892 amino acids)
Biological process (GO): autophagy of mitochondrion; protein localization to phagophore assembly site; nucleophagy
Cellular component (GO): phagophore assembly site; autophagosome
Source: RefSeq, a predicted model, not a curated record